CAUCACUCGUUGACCACUGCUCAAAAUCUCCCCACCUCGAAAGCUACAUCAUCCAUCACUUCUGUGGAGUUUUUAUUGAAUACCCGAGCACCCCUCGGUGGUGCCCAACUCUUCUGCCAUCGUAUCCCAAGAUCCCUCCUCAAACGCCCAUAUUGUGGUCGCACUAGGCAUACGUCGAAGAUGGAGUCAUUACAGCUGGCACAAAUGCUGGCUGACAUAUCGGACCUCAGCGCAGCAGACCAGAAAGCUGCCAAAGGGCUACUCAACGCGAACAAGACCCUCCCCACACACCCUCAACAACCACAGCAGGCCCAUCUCCAACCCCCUGCACCCACACAGACACCCACACCCGGCUCUGGCGCGCACCGGCCACCUGCGUCAGCCUCCGGGAACCGCUUCGACAAGUUUGGUCGCAAGAUCCUCACGCCUCCUCCUAUGUCGCGCUCCAACUCGACCGGUCCACCGUCACAAGUCCCGUCCAUGCCGGGCACACCACGUGAAGGCGAUGAUGACGUACACCAAGCCAGCACGCUGAUGACGCUGUACGAGAUCCGCAACAGGCUCAAGCAGCAAGACAGUACCGGGCUGAAAAAAGCGCGCGAGCAGAUCGACGCGCUGAUUGCCAAGAACAAGCAACAAGAACAGCAGCAGCAGCAUCAACAGCAACAACAACAGGGGGGCGGCCAGGCUGACAAGCAGAAGACGGAACGACCGCGUCCGAUCUCGAGGACAUACACAUAUCCCAGGGGCGAGCCGACCUCAAGUACGAGCGAGACGAAAUAGCUCCAUGAAAUGAGACGCGACGCUAGGGGACAUGUUGGGUUUCCAGUCACGGUGCACUGGUGACACUAUUGCAAGAGAUGGAUAAUGGAGAUGCGGCGUUACUGGGUCACGAAAAGUUCUCCUUACAUAAAAAGAGAAGAAAACUGCGCGAACACGACGGGAUAUGAAGACAAAGCCAGAGGAGCUUUUGGGAUGGUUAUGAAUGGGUUCAUGGAAUAAUUACGACUUGUACAAUUCUCGUUGUCUCGGGCUACCACAGCUGGUGUGGAUUGUAAGAUAGAAGAUGGUAUGAACAGCCAUAGGCUCAUGAUAGCAGCAGUGCAUAUUCUCCCACAAACGGAUUAAUCUACACGUUACCUUUUGCCUUGUC
Messenger RNA from Cryphonectria parasitica EP155, 1153 nucleotides. RefSeq lists its product as uncharacterized. The record is from RefSeq and is a predicted model, not a curated record. Bases 181 to 783 code for a protein of 200 amino acids. The transcript has 2 exons. NCBI's taxonomy places the organism in Eukaryota, Fungi, Ascomycota, Sordariomycetes, Diaporthales, Cryphonectriaceae.